AUGAUUAAUGAUUUAUCUUUUAAUACAGACAAUUCCUCUAUUUCAGUCUCCACGGAUGAAGGUCAUAUGAUCUUCAACUGUGAACCUUUCGGAAGGAUAUAUUCAUCACAAGAUGCACCUUUAAAGAGAUCACUAUCAAAUUCUUUAGACGCAGAUCCAUUCUCAAGUGCAGAUAAGGAUUCUAUAGGAGCUGGAAUAGAAGCUGAAAACCGAGAAGAACAUGAAGGGGAACAAGACCAAACUAGAGACACUGCAACUGCAAAAAGUGACAACAACAAUGUAGAUCAAACUCAUCUGCCAACACUACUACUAAAAAUGCUUUUUUCAACAUCGUUGACUAUUAUUGUUCCAAAGGGAAACGAUAAUUGCAUUCUUACCGUUUAUAAUCUCAAACAGAACCUCAAGAUCAUGGAUCUUAAAUUCAUUUCGAGCAUUGUUGAUGUCAAGCUAAACAGAAGGCGGCUUUUAGUAAUGCUAGUAAACGGAGAGGUUCAUAUUUAUGACUUGAGUUGUAUAAAGUUGCUAAAAGUGUUGUUUUUACAAAAAGAGGAAGCAGUUCGGUCCGGUAGCUUUGUUGGAGAUUUAAGUGUUCGGGAUGACUCCUGGUUGGUUCUUCCAUUAAGCCUGGUCAAUGAACAAAUUUUGAAGGACAAAGGAGAAAUUUGGGAAGGAGAUAAUGAAAGCGGGCAACAAACGGAGCGAAGCUCAAAGUCAGCGAAACAUCAAUCAAAGGAUACUGAUUCCAGCGAGAAGGAUACAGGGUAUUGCCUUCAAAAGUAUCUUGCAAUAACUCCUAAAAACUCACAAAAUAAAGAUUUUACAGCCAAGAGGCCUAUAACUUUAAAAGACUUGCGCAAAGAUGGGAAUGGGUGGGUGUUGGUCUAUGACACCAUAAAACUUGAACCCAUCAUCAUAUUUAAAGCUCAUGAUUCUUCAAUUGCAAAAAUUACCAUCUCACAUAAGGACCGAAAAAUUGCUACUGCGUCUAUAAAAGGCACGAUUGUGAGAGUAUUUCAAAUGGAAGAACAAGAAGAAGGAGGGAGUACAGAAAUUAGAGGAGAAAAAGACGGAAAUAGGCACCGAAUAGAGCUGGUGAAGAAUUUGCGACGUGGCCAUAAUGUGUCAAAGAUAAAAUCAAUGAGCUUUAGUAGCGAUGAAAGUAUUCUUGGAUGUGCAUCAGAGUCAAAUACUAUCCACUUGUUUGAUUUGACAAGUGAUGGUGGGAUAGAAACUGACAGUAGCGGCGGUCAUGGCUUUAAUGAUCGACGAAACGAUGAUAGUUAUUAUAGUGACCAUGAUCAUAGCGAUACUGAGGCGUAUAGGUCUUCUUCGGAAGACUUGAAUGAAAGUUUGGCUAACUUACUUUUGUCGCGACCGCCCGACAGCACGUCUAAACCCAACACAAAUGAAGGUGACCAUAGUGUCAAUACCGCUGCUGUUUUUAAUACCACCACGACUAAAUCGAAAAAGUCAUGGUUUGGCAAAACCAAAGAUAAGCUUAUUGAUAAUCAUUAUACAAAUUCAAUUUUGAAGAAAAUUCCAUAUCGAGAUUAUCUAGACAAUUUGAUAUGGGAACCACCUAGAAGAUCAUAUGCGUACAUUAGGGUUCCAGAGCAGUCGCAAAGUAAUAAUCUUGAGGAAAACUGUUCGAAAUACCCAACAGUAAUGCAUCAGAACAAACAAAAAGAUUCAAACAAGUACAGUAUUGGAUUUAGCGCAGAUUCGAUAUUUGUUGCAUCUUAUGCUUCUGGUUUAUUCUAUCAGUAUCAAAUACCUCCAAAGCAUAGAAGAGGUUCUAUUGCAUAUUCAUCUUUGAGAGCUGGUAGUGAUGAACAGGGAAAUAAGAGGGAAAAGUGCAAGUUAAUAAAUGAAUACUCUUUAGUUUAA
Molecule: messenger RNA, 1887 nt
Organism: Lodderomyces elongisporus
Lineage: Eukaryota; Fungi; Ascomycota; Pichiomycetes; Serinales; Debaryomycetaceae
Exons: 1
Coding region: 1-1887 (628 amino acids)
Biological process (GO): autophagy of mitochondrion; protein localization to phagophore assembly site; protein lipidation
Cellular component (GO): fungal-type vacuole membrane; phagophore assembly site membrane; cytosol
Molecular function (GO): phosphatidylinositol-3-phosphate binding; protein binding; phosphatidylinositol-3,5-bisphosphate binding
Source: RefSeq, a predicted model, not a curated record